AUGGCUUCUGAAGAGAACGACAAGCUGCUGAAAAAUGGGGAAAAUGACAUUGCGGAAACGAAAUCAGCCAACAACAUGCCGCAGUCAACAGCUAAUGAUCCCAAACUGAAGACAAAACACAAUAUGAAGGAAGGGGUGGUGACAUCAGACAUGUUUAGUGCUGGUGAUGAUGAUGAUGAUGAUUCAUCAGUGGACGAGGAAGAGGACUCUUUUCUUUGGCAGGCCAGGAUGAAGGUUGGCGGCAUUGUGAACAAUGAAAAGGUUCAGAUAUUUAUUAUUGUGGCCAUUAUGAUUAACGCUCUGAUGAUGGGAGUUGCAACCUUUGACUUUGUGGAGGACAAUGAAAAUGUCGAUAGGGCCUUUCAUGAAAUUGACAGAGCCUUUUUGAUUAUUUUUACCAUUGAAGCAGUCUUGCAGCUCUUCUACCUUGGUGUUUCACUCUUUUCUGACGGUUGGCUAAUCUUCGAUUUGGCGAUUGUGAUCUUGUCAUGGUCUUUUGAGUCACUUCAAAUUGUGCGUGCCUUCCGUAUCUUCAGAGCAUUCCGGCUGAUUACAAGGGUGAAGCCACUGCGGGAUCUUGUUCUCGCUAUUGGUGCUGUUCUCCCGAGAAUGUAUGCCAUUGCAGCGCUGUUGUUGCUGGUAUUCUACAUUUUCUCUGUGCUAUUCACCGAGCUCUUUUCAGACCUGGACCUUGGGCCUGGAAAGGAUUACUUUGGAACCUUGGACAGGUCGCUUUUCACAUGUAUGGAAAUGAUGACGUUGGAGUGGGGAGAAAUCUGCCGUCUUGUUAUGGAAUAUCACCGUUGGGCUUUUGCUCCCUUUCUUUCAUUCAUUGCCAUUACCGGUUUCAUUGUGUUCAACUUGAUCGUGGCUGUGGUUUGUGAUGCUGUCGCCGUUACCGAAAAGACAGUUAGACAAAUGGAUGGAUAUGAAGAAGACGACACGGAAGUUAAAAUCAUCGAGGCUCAAGAGCGGAUAGAUCUGCUUCAAAGUCACAUAUAUGAUAUGCUGAAGACACAGGAACAAGUGCAAGUCAUGAUUGAGAAGAUGGCCGAAGAAAUGGUUUUCCUUCAAACCGAAAGAUUAAAUGCGGAACAAAGGGAGUCCAGACUUCGGUCAGUAGUCGAAGAACGACAGAAAUAUGAAAUGCAGAUGGAAGAAAAGUAUUUUGAAGGCAAGAAGAAGCGAGAAGAAAUGAGAACUUCUACCAUUAUUGGCAAUCCUCUGUUCGAUGCGGAUAGUUUGAUACCCCCAGCAGAAGAAGGAGAUCUCGGUAUGGAUGCCUCGUCGCAUAUAAAAAAGAGGAAAAAGCAGCUCCAAAAGCGAGCUUCAGAUAGGCGGUCAAAUAGCCAACUAGGUGACGAAAGCAUAGGGGAAAAUAGCACUAUUGCUUCAUUGAAUGCUUCUCAUCAUCGUCAUGACUUUGAACUAUAG
Molecule: messenger RNA, 1434 nt
Organism: Cylindrotheca closterium
Lineage: Eukaryota; Bacillariophyta; Bacillariophyceae; Bacillariales; Bacillariaceae
Source: the annotation of a GenBank genome assembly